This is a messenger RNA of Myxocyprinus asiaticus (Chinese sucker), 5567 nucleotides long. Its product is annotated as sodium-coupled neutral amino acid transporter 3-like. The record is from RefSeq and is a predicted model, not a curated record. The transcript has 16 exons. The coding region runs from base 2447 to 3859 and encodes 470 amino acids. Gene Ontology annotation, molecular function: L-glutamine transmembrane transporter activity; glycine transmembrane transporter activity. Lineage: Eukaryota; Metazoa; Chordata; Actinopteri; Cypriniformes; Catostomidae. Gene Ontology annotation, biological process: glycine transport; serine transport; L-glutamine transport.
UCAAAGCAAAUUCAGUAAUUUAUGGAAAAUGCAGUCUUUUUUUGGUGCUUUUAUAUUGGAAACUCUUGCUAUGAGUUUGCUCUAGCCUGAAUUUUGGCACACAGAUGUAUGAGACUCCUGAGCAGAGGGGAUCAUAUUGUCCCCAUGGGUAAAACUCUGGGAAGUCAAGUAUGGGCAAUUACACUGUAGAGCACUGUAAUACACUUCUAGCCAAGGCCUCAAAAAUGGAUAGCAAUAGUGUGAGAUGUUGACAUUUAUUGAGAGAGGUAAAGUCUAUAGAGAACGAGGGAGGAAAGACAGGAAGUGGACAAAUGGAAAAGAGAGGAAUGUGAGUGGAAUGGAGGCAGAGAGUUGUUUGGCUCUGAAAGUCUUGGUGGGUGAGGAAAGUAUAGAUAGAUGGUGGCAGAUUUUUGUUACCACACAGCUGCCACAAAACAGCAAUGAUGCAUGUCUGCUAACCUGCCAAUUCUUUUCAACAAAGUCUUUGGGAUAAUGUUUGCAGUGUUGUUGCAAUGUUAAUUUUAGUAUUACAAAUGUAAUUUAAAGGUGUUUGGCCAUUUUUUGUCUACUCUUUAUAGUGCAUUAUUGAUAGUCAUGAGAAUGGUAUAAAGACCUCAUGAAAUAGCUUGAAGAGUGCAGUUUUCUUUCCUGCUGAAACAGUAAAUUGAGGCAGGACAUAUCAAAGGGAUCAUUCCCCUUUUAAAAAAUGGGCAAUAGCCUUUAGUUUAUGACACAGCCAUGAACAUGAUUUGCUACUUGCUAGUCGGUUACAUGUGGUGUACAGCGCAACAGUCUAGUUCCAGAAAUAAAAAUCCCACUAAUUUCUUCCAUAGACUAAUUGAUUUUCAAUGCUAACUUAUAAACCUUUAAAGACAGACCUACCAUUAGCUCUAAGGUUGUUAAGAGAUGGUAUAUGCUUCUGUUGGAGCCAUCUGUCUGUGUUAUUUCAACUUCAUUGUUUAAAAAUUGCCUUUAAUAGCGGAACAACUACAUUACCCAUGGUCCAGCAGAGAAAGCUACACCAAUCAGAGAACUGCAUUCAACAAAGCCAGCAAAAUAAGCCUGGAGGCAACCGCUCACUCCCAUGACACACUCUAAAGGAUGCAAACGAGUCGUUCUCCCUGCAUUCUCCAACUACUCAUACAGUAUAUUGGUGUUUAAUGGAACAUCUAGCAAUAAAUGUAAACUAUAUUGUUUCUAUACUUAUAAUCAACAACCUAAAUCAAUAGUUUUAUAUAUUUCCAUAGUUUUAUAUUCGAUAACGUAAUUUGAAAUGCUUUAUGGGAUUGUAGUCUGUGCCCUCAUGAAAGAGGGUACACAUACUUGUACCUUUGUCUUUUUGUCAGAUUUUCGAAUACAUUUUUGUCUUAAAGCAAAGUCUGUAAUGUUGCAAUUCGCCUCGGUGCUGGUUGGUUUUGUCGAUGGUUUUGUUACUACUCUUUAAUGGAGGAUUUUAUGAAAAGUCUAUAGAAGAAAGUAAUGGGAAAAAUACUUAUUUUGGUAUAUAAAUAUACCAAAAGAAGUAUUAAAUCAGAUGGCUGAAACAGUGGGCGGGCACUGUUGUGCUCUAUUUGGGGAAGGACAUGGGGAAGGACAUUCUGGAGAGCAUUUGAUUGAACAAAAAUCUGUGUAGUGCAAGAUGAGUCAUCAAUAUUUUUGGUCCAUUUUUCUGGAAGAGAAAGACUGGAAAUGUUUAAAUGUGUAUGUAUCUGGUUCAAGUUAGGAGUACACUAGCAUGUCGAUGACUGCAAAACUAAUACACAUAGACCAAAAGCCACAAAACUCCAAUUUUUAAUCCUUGGAAGCAAGUAAACAGUUAAAAAGUAAUGCAAUGUCACAGCACACCUCAGCACUCUCUCAUUCUUGCCCUCCCCCACUUCUUUCUCUGUCUCUCUCUCUCUCCGUCUAUGAUCCCCCCUCUCAGUGUCCCUGCUACCCGCCUUGAAUGUUUUAACUGAGUGCUAAGAAGGUUAAACAAAUAACUCAUUGACUGCUUCACAGUAAAGCUGAAUGGUGGUCUGGGCCAAAUAACUUGUAACAUUUAGAAAUCAAAUCCAGAGAAUGUGGAAUUACAAAACAGUCAUCUAGUGCUGCGCUAAGGUAAGCUGCCCCAGGUAACAGCCAAUCUGGUCAUACUAGUAUUUCAGUCUAGAUCAGGCAGUUAUAGGGAGUGGUGUUGAGUAGUACAAGGUGGUCUUGCAGCAGAGAGGUUAAAAUCUCUUGCUCCUCUUCACUGUAGGCAAGCUGGCUUCAGGGUGAAAUUCUUGGCAAAUAAACGAGUGUGACAAAUGCAGCUGACACAUGCGAGAUUUACAGUGGAUUUUUCCAUGAGAGCAGGGGAGGUUUACGGUGUUCAUUUAAUCUACAUUAGAGAAAACCCUACACACUGAAACAAGACAACAUAUUCCUACUGCUCAAAAGAGAGAGAAAAAAGAAAAAAGACACAAUGGAACUUCAGAAACUAGCAAACGGUCAUCAUCAAGACUUUCAACAUCUUGAAGAAGGAGAGUCACCUGAAAGAGAGGAAUUUUUACCACUCAAGAGUGAUGGAGCAAAACCUCCUCAGUUUACAGAUUUUGAAGGAAAGACCUCAUUUGGGAUGUCUGUCUUCAACCUUAGCAAUGCCAUCAUGGGUAGUGGGAUUCUAGGACUGUCCUAUGCCAUGUCCAACACUGGUAUCAUCCUCUUUUUGAUCUUGUUGACCAGCAUUGCUGUCCUGUCAUCAUACUCUGUCCAUCUUCUACUGAGGAGUGCAGGGGUUGUGGGUAUUCGUGCUUAUGAACAACUUGGUAAACGAGCAUUUGGACACCCAGGGAAAAUAUUGGCAGCUGUUGUCAUAACCAUGCAUAACAUUGGUGCUAUGUCUAGCUACCUCUUCAUUGUGAAGUAUGAAUUACCUUUGGUUAUUCAGGCUUUCCUUGGUCUUCAGCACAGCAGUGGUGAGUGGUUCCUGAAUGGCAACUAUCUGAUUGUCAUUGUGUCUGUUUGCAUCAUCUUUCCACUUGCCCUGAUGAGACAGCUUGGGUACCUGGGCUACACCAGUGGCUUCUCUCUGACAUGUAUGGUUUUCUUCCUGAUCUCAGUCAUCUAUAAGAAGCUGAACAUCCCUUGUCCUUUUGACGGUUUCAGUAACCACACUGCUGGCAACAUAUCUAUUGAUGGCCAAUGUGAAGCCAAAUACUUCACAAUCAAUCAGCAGACAGCCUACACGGUUCCAAUCUUGGCUUUCGCUUUUGUAUGCCACCCUGAGGUGCUGCCAAUCUACACUGAACUGCGCAAUCCCACAAAGAGACGCAUGCAGGCCAUUGCCAACGUGUCCAUCCUGGGGAUGUUUGUCAUGUAUCUGCUCACUGCCAUCUUUGGCUACCUCACCUUUUAUUUAAACACUGAGGCAGAACUGCUACACACCUACAGCAAGGUGGAUCCCCUGGACACUCUCAUCCUGUGUGUGCGUGUGGCUGUGCUGGUGGCCGUCACUCUGACUGUUCCCGUUGUGCUCUUCCCGAUUCGCAGAGCCCUUCUGCAGCUUCUGUUCCCUGAUAAGCCCUUUCACUGGGUGCGUCACAUCACCAUCGCUGUGUGUCUCCUCUUUGUCGUCAACCUGCUCGUCAUCUUUGUGCCCAACAUUCGUGACAUCUUUGGCAUUAUUGGUGCGACUUCUGCCCCAAGUUUGAUCUUCAUCCUCCCGGGUCUCUUUUACAUCCGUAUCGUUUCCACUGAGCAAGAGCCAAUGAACUCAAGGCCAAAGAUUCAGGCUGCCUGCUUCACUGCUCUGGGCUUCAUCUUCAUGUCCAUGAGCUUAACGUUUAUCACACUGGAUUGGGUCUAUGGGGAGAACCGAAGUGGAGGAGGUCACUAAUCUUUACCCACAAAACUAUAAGGGUCCAAACAGCCUGUUAAGAGGAACACCACCUGAGAGAAAACAAAACAUCACUUAUAGGCUGGACCCAUAUCACCUCAGAUCUUUUGUCCCACUAAGUUAGGAUAGGACCGAUGUCCUGCCAUCUUUAAAAUUAAAUGUGGAUCAAUCCUAUGAUGUUUCAUGGUGGAGGAUUUCUGGGGGACACAGAAAUGUCAUGCCCUUUAGAGGCAGUUGUGUGAUCCUGUGACUGUGAUCCAAAACACAGCCAUUUCCCUUUACACGCUCCAUAACGAUAAAUAAUGAUGGUUUUAUUGAUGGAAGCCCCCCAAAAGCUUUAAAAUUGUGGAAAGAAGGCCAAAAUUUGAACAAUAGCCAUAAAAUACAGCAGAAGCCAAAACAUAAAUGACAGAAGAGGUUGUAUUCUCUAAGAGAGGCCAAAACACUUACUUUUGUCUGUUGUCUCUGUUAAGUGCAGGACAUAGUCCUACAGUGCAAUGCUAGGGAAACAGAAAACAAUGUAUUUUCCUUCUAAAAUUCAGUAUGAUAAGAUUUGUUCAGAAAAAAACAAUUGCCUGUGAUCAGAAAACAAAAUAUACAUAAUCUCAGAAUGGCUUUGAUAAAGGCUGCAGACCUGAACUGAAUCUAUAAGCAGGGGUUAAAUUGGGAUUUUUAAAAUUCAAACUGCUGAAAUUAUGGGGGGAAAAAAAGUAUUUCAGCUGAGAUAAAAUUUGGUCCUGAAAUAUUGUGUGAUAUCAUAUGCACUACAACUGUUAAAACAGACAAUCAGCUUUAUUUGUUUUCUGCAGGAUAGCAUUUCUUUUGAUAGACAAAUGUGAGGUACGUACAGUUGCAGUAUUUUGGUGUAGUGAGGUGGAAUGCCGUCUAUUGUUUUAUUUAGUGAACAGAUGGCUGUCUACAAACUCCCAUUUGAUGAGGUGCUUAAUUUCAAUACUGUGAUUUGCAAAGGCAUCUAAUGCAAGCAAAAUCUAAUCUGUGAAUUCAGUGAUUCAUCUGAUUUUACCAUUUUAUAUGGUUUUAUUUGGCAUGAGGUUAUACUUUUCCAAACAAUUGAUGGAAAAGUACAUAUGUCUCCAGAAAAGUGUUUAUAUAGGGCUGAAAAAAUACUAUACUGGAAAAAUACAACACAAAAAAGUUAUAUCUGUAAUGUUUUUUUUUUUUUUUUUUUUUUUACUGUCAUAUACAGUAUAUAAUGCUUUGAUCUAUGCAAUUGCGACAACAUGAUUUACCAAGACCUUUAAAACUUUGACUUUGCAUGUCAUUACAAGACAGCUUUUCCUCUUGGUCUAAUGUAGACUGUGAAACAGUGCAAUGCUUUUUGCAUGACUUCAGGGCUCCUUUACUCAUUGUGUGCAGCUCAGGCCAUUGCUUAUACCAAAAAAGGAUGGCAAUCCCCCUCCUCGCCAAGUUCCCAGUAUCCUGCAAUGCCUAUUUAUUCAGUUUUGUGAUUGAAUACACAUUUUUUCAUUAACUCUGUGCUGGUAAGUUUAUAACAAAAAAACAGGUGCCAAGUUAAAGACUUACAGUUCCACUGUGAAACACAACACACCAAAUAGAGUUGGCAGUUGAACAAGUUCAUUUUCUACUGCUUUUACAUGUGCUUUUACAUUUGUAAAAACUGGUUUACUGAAUUGGCUUUUUACGUACUUGCCGUUUUCAAUAAAGAUUGUAAAGUCAGUAUUAAAAA